CUGCCCGUGUCCGAGCGCCAAAUCUGACCAUCUCACUAUGGAGGCAGAACUAGCGGGACCUCUCCACAAACAGCUCGCCGACUCGCUCGCCUCCUGCAGUGUGCUGGUGGUUGGAGCGGGAGGAAUCGGCUGUGAGCUGCUCAAGAACCUCGUCCUUACCGGCUUCCACAAUAUUGAAGUGAUCGACCUGGACACGAUCGACGUGAGCAAUCUGAACAGACAGUUCUUAUUCCAGAAGAAACAUGUGGGGAAGUCCAAAGCGCAGGUGGCCAAGGAGAGCGUGCUGCGCUUCUGUCCUUCAGCUAACAUCACUGCCUACCACGACAGCAUCAUGAACCCCGAUUACAACGUGGAAUUCUUCAGGAAGUUCCAGCUGGUCAUGAACGCUCUGGAUAACAGGGCGGCCCGCAAUCACGUGAACAGGAUGUGUUUGGCAGCAGACGUUCCUCUCAUCGAGAGCGGUACAGCGGGCUACCUCGGCCAGGUCACGGUCAUCAAGAAGGGAGAGACCGAGUGCUAUGAGUGCCAGCCCAAACCCACACAGAAAACCUUCCCUGGAUGCACCAUCCGGAACACUCCAUCCGAACCCAUCCACUGCAUCGUCUGGGCCAAAUACCUCUUCAAUCAGCUGUUCGGAGAGCAGGACGCAGAUCAAGAAGUCUCGCCCGACACCGCCGAUCCCGAGGCUGCAUGGAACCCAGAGGACACGGCGGCGAGAGCCACUGCCUCGGAUCAGGACGGAGACAUCAAACGGGUUUCCACCAAAGACUGGGCUCGAUCCACGGGCUACGACGCUGUUAAACUCUUCAACAAGCUUUUCAAAGACGACAUCAUGUACCUGCUGACCAUGGAUAAGCUGUGGAAGAAGAGGAAAGCGCCCGUCCCACUGGACUGGACCGAAAUGCACAAGUUAGAAACCAAUAAGGACGAGGUGUGCGGGACAGGACUGAAGGACCAGCAGGUGCUCGGCGUGUCGGGUUAUUCCCGGCUCUUCCGGCACAGUGUGGAGACCCUCCGCUCACAGCUGGCCGAGAGAGGAGAGGGAGCCGAGCUGGUCUGGGACAAGGACGACCCGCCGGCCAUGGACUUCGUGACUGCGGCUUCGAACCUGCGCAUGCACAUCUUCAGCAUGAACAUGAAGAGCCGCUUCGACGUCAAAUCCAUGGCCGGGAACAUCAUCCCAGCCAUCGCCACCACCAACGCGGUCAUCGCCGGCCUCAUCGUGCUAGAGGCGCUCAAGAUCCUCGACUCGGACUUCCAGCGGUGCCGGACGAUCUUCCUGAACAAGCAGCCGAACCCCAGGAAAAAGCUGCUGGUCCCGUGUGCGCUGGAUCGACCCAACCCCAACUGUUACGUCUGCACCGGCAAACCCGAAGUCACGGUCAAACUCAGCGUGCACAAGACCAUCGUACUGACUCUACAGGACAAGAUAUUGAAGGAGAAGUUUGGCAUGGUGGCGCCCGACGUGCAAAUAGAAGACGGCAAAGGGACGAUCCUCAUCUCCUCGGAGGAGGGAGAGACGGAAGCAAACAACGGCAAGCUCCUGUCGGACUUUGGGAUUCGGAACGGCAGCCGUCUUCAAGCGGACGAUUUUCUGCAGGAUUACACGCUGCUGGUCAAUGUAGUGCACUGCGAGGAAAUGCCGAAGGACGUAGAGUUCGAGGUGGUAGGCGACGCCCCCGAGAAAGCUCCAGCCCCGAGUGCUCCAGAACCAGAGAAGAGCAUCACGAACGGCAGCAACGACUCCGCCCAGCCAUCUACCUCAUCAAAAGCUGUGGUCGAGGACGACGACGUUCUCAUCGUGGACUCCGACGAAGAACCCUCCUCCAGCACGGCGGACGUCCCCAUGGGGUCCACCAACCUGAAGAGGAAGCUGCAGGACGCAGAGACGAGCGAAGCCGGGUCGAAACGCAAACGCCUGGACCAGCAGGCGGCCGGAGACGACGAAGACGACGACGACAUCAUCGCUCUAGACUAGUUUCCCCUGCCGUGUCCCUUUCUUGAAAAGAGAGGUUUUUUGGUUGUAUUUUCAUACCGUUCUCGUUAUAAAAUGUGUAAAUAUAUCUGUAUAAAAAACA
This is a messenger RNA of Trichomycterus rosablanca, 2078 nucleotides long. It is a transcript of the gene uba2, whose product is annotated as ubiquitin-like modifier activating enzyme 2. Gene Ontology annotation, cellular component: cytoplasm; SUMO activating enzyme complex. The record is from RefSeq and is a predicted model, not a curated record. Gene Ontology annotation, biological process: protein sumoylation. Gene Ontology annotation, molecular function: SUMO activating enzyme activity. Bases 38 to 1978 code for a protein of 646 amino acids. The transcript is spliced from 17 exons. Lineage: Eukaryota; Metazoa; Chordata; Actinopteri; Siluriformes; Trichomycteridae.